Sinocyclocheilus grahami is the source of this 1239-nucleotide messenger RNA. RefSeq names its product hyaluronidase-2-like. Gene Ontology annotation, molecular function: hyaluronoglucuronidase activity; hyalurononglucosaminidase activity. The record is from RefSeq and is a predicted model, not a curated record. The transcript has 3 exons. Gene Ontology annotation, cellular component: cytoplasmic vesicle. NCBI's taxonomy places the organism in Eukaryota, Metazoa, Chordata, Actinopteri, Cypriniformes, Cyprinidae. Gene Ontology annotation, biological process: carbohydrate metabolic process; hyaluronan catabolic process. The coding region runs from base 286 to 1239 and encodes 317 amino acids.
UGCACCGAAUCAAUGAAACUUAUGAAAGCGGCGCUUUGAAGUUGUUGCUCUGCCGCAAAGAUAAAAGCGUCUCGGAUGAAGAAUGUGAGAAGAUUGACAGAUCAGACCUCACGCGACAUCAGUCCGCCUGGUCUCAAGUCUUUAUGAACGGAGCAACACUCUCUGUAGGAGGCAACAGGCGACAGCAAUGCUUUACAUCGCAACCACAGGAUCGAGUUAUUUAUCUGGGAAUUAAUUUUUAAUGUCAAAGUUUUAUUUCAGCAGAAGUGAAGGCCCGUAUUGUGAAUGACUGAAGUCAUGGCUUACUGGAUCCAGCUUCAUUGGAGAUUCUGGUUAUUGGUUCCACUGGCUCUGGAUCAUCUUGCUCUUGCUGAAGAUCUGAAGCCCACCAGAUGGCCUCUUUACCCUCAGAAGCCUGUGGUUCUGGUCUGGAACGCCCCAACAGAAGACUGCAGGCCUCGGCACAACGUCCACCUCCAGCUCGAUCAGUUUCAGAUCGUGGCCUCUCCGAAUGAAGGCUUCACCAAGCAGAACCUCACCAUGUUCUACAAAGACCGCCUGGGCCUGUAUCCACACUUUCAGGAUGGAGUGGCUGUCAACGGUGGACUACCGCAGAUCGCCAGCCUCACGCACCACCAAGAGAAGAUGCCGGAGGGGAUCGCGAAGUACAUUCGCGACCCGUCUGCGCGAGGCCUGGCCGUGAUCGACUGGGAGGAAUGGCGUCCGAUUUGGAUACGGAAUUGGGAAGCCAAAAUAAUUUACAAGAGCCAGUCACAGCUCUUAGUGGCCCAGAAAAACCCAGGCCGGACUCAAACCCAGAUAAACAAAGUAGCCCAGCAGGAGUUUGAGAUGUCCAGCCGUAAAUUCAUGCUGGAGACGUUACGGCUGGCCAAAAGCUUGCGUCCAAACCAGCUUUGGGGCUUCUACCUCUUUCCUGACUGCUAUAACCACGACUAUCUUCGCAGUCUGGAGAACUACACGGGACGCUGCCCGGAUGUGGAGGUGGCCAGGAACGACCAGCUGAAGUGGCUGUGGACUGAAAGCACGGCUCUGUUUCCAUCCAUAUACAUGAAGUCCGUGUUGCGUUCGACAUCCUCCGCUCGCCAGUUUGUCCGAAACCGGGUGAAGGAGGGAAUGAGAUUGGCAUCGGUGGGAGAGGGAUUGGCACGUCCUGUUUUUGUCUACAGCCGCCCUACAUAUGACGAUGAGCUGGAACUGCUGACAGAGGUGGGUUUGUAG